This is a messenger RNA of Hippocampus zosterae (dwarf seahorse), 1394 nucleotides long. RefSeq names its product PARK2 co-regulated (gene pacrg). NCBI's taxonomy places the organism in Eukaryota, Metazoa, Chordata, Actinopteri, Syngnathiformes, Syngnathidae. Gene Ontology annotation, cellular component: cytosol; neuron projection; vesicle. The coding region runs from base 198 to 884 and encodes 228 amino acids. Gene Ontology annotation, molecular function: Hsp90 protein binding; Hsp70 protein binding. The record is from RefSeq and is a predicted model, not a curated record. The transcript has 5 exons.
CACUGUUGUGCUCUUUUUCAACGCGGCUGGCCGGUUACCAUGGUAACAGUUCCUUGCUGACGCACGCAUGCGCACAAGCACGCAGCAACCAUCGCUGGCGUCCGUAAAAAGUUGCAUAGCAACCUCAUGGGCGACGUUGACUAAUUCUGAGCCAGACCAAAAAAAAAAAAGAAACGAAAAACACACGACUCGUGGACAUGUGGAGGAGUAAAACAACGUCACACGUUCAAGCGUUUACCGUCAAGGCCGCCAUGAAGAACUCCGUGGUGGCAGGUCCCCCGCCGGCAGGGGCUUUUCAGGAGCGCCCCUCCAAACCCACCAUGUUUCGGAAGUUCUAUGAGCGUGGCGAGUUUCCCAUGGCACUGGAGCACGACACCAAAGGCAACCGCAUCGCUUGGAAGGUGGAGAUCGAGAAGCUGGACUACCACCAUUUCCUACCACUGCUCUUCGACGGUUUAUGCGAGACUGCCCACCCUUACGAGUUCUUUGCCCGUCAGGGCAUCCAUGACCUACUGGAGCACGGCGGACCAAAGAUUCAGCCAGUCAUCCCGCAGCUCAUCAUCCCCAUCAAGAAUGCCCUGAACACGAGGAACCGCCAGGUGAUCUGCACCACCCUGAAAGUUUUGCAGCAUCUGGUGAUGUCCGGCGACACGGUGGGAGAAACCCUGGUGCCCUACUACCGACAGAUCCUCCCCAUCCUCAACAUCUUCAAGAACAUGAACAUCAACACUGGAGACGGCAUCGACUACAGCCAGCAGAAGAGAGAGAACGUCGGUGACCUCAUUCAGGAGACUCUGGAGGUGUUGGAGCGUUAUGGGGGAGAGGACGCCUUCAUCAACAUCAAGUACAUGGUGCCAACCUAUGAGUCCUGCAUGAUUAACUGAGGGUCGGGAUUGGGGUUGGGAGGGGUGGAUAUUCUUACGGGUGGAGGGUGAGGUACUAUAGCUGACACUUUUCCACUGCACAGUACCAGCUCGGCUCAGUUUCAGUGAUCGGUUUUGUACUUUAAAAUAGGGCCCGGUAAUACAUGGUAAUGGGGUCUCUUGUUUCAUACGUCUCGGGAGACAAAUUUUAUCCAAGAGGAGAUUGUGGGCAGAAAAAAGUGGAAACUGAAGUCUAUUGAUGCAAUGUCCCCAGCUGAAGUACAGCAACAGGGUAAGCUGCUUUUUUUAUCAUUUCCAUUUAUCCUCAAAGUUCACCUUGAUGCUAUCAUUGUAUUCAAGAGGAGAAUACGGGCAGCACUGCAACAAAGUGGAGACUGCGGUGUAUAACACUUUGGCAUAGCUAAAGCACAGCAACAGCACGCUUUCAUGUUCAUGUGUGUGAUGUUUAGCCAUGUUUCCUCAAAUGGUACAAUGACACUAAAGUUUAAUUUUAUGAGGAGAUUGAGGGCA